Messenger RNA from Solanum dulcamara, 2089 nucleotides. RefSeq names its product butanoate--CoA ligase AAE1-like. Lineage: Eukaryota; Viridiplantae; Streptophyta; Magnoliopsida; Solanales; Solanaceae. The coding region runs from base 43 to 1710 and encodes 555 amino acids. The record is from RefSeq and is a predicted model, not a curated record. The transcript has 2 exons.
CUUCCCCAGUCGUCCAGCCUCAUUUUCAAAUCUCACAAGAAAAUGGAAGGCACAGUGAAAUGUUCGGCAAACUUUGUGCCAUUAAGUCCCAUAAGCUUCAUCGAAAGAUCAGCAAAGGUGUAUAGUGAUAAGAUCUCUAUUGUUCAUGGAAAUGUCAAGUUUACUUGGAGACAGACCCGUGAUCGGUGUCUCCGACUUGCUUCCGCUCUUACCCACCUCGGAAUUUCUCGUGGUGAUGUGGUUUCUGCCUUGGCUCCAAAUAUUCCUGCAAUGUAUGAGCUACACUUUGGAGUACCAAUGGCUGGGGCAGUUCUGUGUGCACUUAAUACACGUCAUGAUUCAGCAAUGGUUUCUGUGUUACUUAAACAUUCAGAGGCCAAAAUCAUAUUUGUAGAUUACCAGUUGCUCGAUGUUGCUAAGGGUGCAUUAGAAAUUCUGUCCAAGGCAAGUGACAAGUUGCCCCAUCUAAUUCUGAUAUCUGACAGAGAGAGGCAGUUAUCCAGUCAGAAUAAUAGCAGGAGCUUGGCUUCAGAGUAUCUGGAGUACGAGUCCUUUCUAGCUAACGGAGAACCUAAUUUUGAGAUAGUAUGGCCAAAUAAUGAAUGGGAUGCUAUUGCGCUCAAUUAUACAUCAGGAACAACAUCAAGACCUAAAGGGGUCAUUUAUAGUCACAGAGGGGCGUAUCUUAAUUCGCUGGCUUCAGUUCUUCUUGCUGAAAUGGCUUCAAUGCCGGUCUAUUUAUGGACUCUUCCCAUGUUUCAUUGCAACGGAUGGUGUCUUACUUGGGCUAUGGCAGCACAGGGUGGCACGAACAUUUGCCUGAGAAAUGUCACUGCAGAAGGGAUUUUCAACAGCAUAGUUGAGCAUCAAGUGACUUACUUAGCUGGAGCACCUACGGUUUUGAACACUAUAAUAAAUGCAUCACCAAGUGUCCAAAGACCACUUCCGAGGACCGUAAACGUGCUCACAGCUGCUGCACCUCCUCCUCCUCAAGUACUACUUAAGAUGAUGGAGCUUGGUUUCAAUGUAACUCACGGAUAUGGCCUAACGGAAACCUAUGGUCCAGCAAGUGUUUGCUCUUGGAAACCAGAGUGGAACUCUCUGUCACCUGAUGAGCAGGCUAAGAUUCAAGCUCGUCAAGGAGUGAACCAUCUUGUAUUGGAGGAAGUAGAUGUAAAGGAUCCUGAAUCAAUGAAGAGUGUACCCCCAGAUGCAAAAACAAUGGGUGAGGUGAUGAUUAGAGGAAACACUGUAAUGAAUGGUUACUUAAAGGAUGUCAAUGCAACAAAAGAUGCUUUUAAAGGGGGCUGGUUUCGAAGCGGGGACUUAGCAGUGAAGCAUCCUGAUGGUUACAUAGAGUUAAAGGAUCGUUUGAAGGAUAUCAUUAUAUCUGGUGGAGAAAACAUUAGUACAAUCGAAGUGGAGUCUGUAAUCUUUAGCCAUCCAGCUGUUCUUGAAGCGGCUGUUGUAGGAAGACCAGAUGAUCACUGGGGUGAGACACCUUGUGCAUUUGUUAAACUGAAGGAUGGAUACAAUGCCAGUGCCAAUGAGAUUAUCAAACAUUGCCGUGAUCGUUUGCCACGUUACAUGACUCCUAAGACAGUAAUUUUCGAUGAUUUGCCAAAAACCUCAACAGGGAAGACACAAAAAUUUGUUCUGAGACAGAGAGCCAAAGCUAUGGGAAGUGUUUCAAAAAUUAGCAAACUAUAACUCUAGGGUAGAAUGGAGCUUGCUCAGUGAAACACACUUUCCGUAUUUUGAAUAACCCUCUCUUCAUCCAAAUAGACUAGAAAAUGCUAGAUUACAAAUCCCACUUUAACCCAAUCUUGCAAGUUGCAAUCAAUGUCCUAUCACAUGAGACAUAUUUUGUAAUUUGGGUAUGUCAAGGUGCUAUCGGAAACAACCUCUCUACCUUCAUAAGGUGGUGAUAGGUCUGCGUACACACCAUCCUCUUCAAACCCCACUUAGGAAAUUACGAUGGAUAUGUUGUUGUUGUUGGUUAUCAAACAGUGUCAGUAUCCACUUUGUGUGUUGUGUCAAAUAUGCAUGAAUAUGUGUUAUUGAAUAGAAUGGUCAUUUAUACUCAAAA